UAAUUAGAUGUGUUUUGGUUUGGAGUUGGGGGUUUCUUGUGGUGAGAGAGAAACUCAGAUUCUGUUGCUUAGAAGCAUUUAAUUUCAAUUUUGUUGAAUCCCCCCCUUUUCAUUUUUUAACCUAAAUUUUGAAACUUUGAUAAAUCUUGAAUACCCUUUUCAAUUUUGAAGCUAAAUUUCGAAACUUUGAUAAAUUUUGAAACUUUGAACGAAGAUGGCGAAUGGGAAGAUGGCGAUUACCAAUUGGUUCCAGAAGAAAAUCACUGAUCCUCUUGUUUCCAUUCUUCACAGAGGAGCUGAACCAAAUCAGUUGGCUUUCUCUGCUGCUCUUGGCAUUACAUUGGGAGUAUUUCCUAUAUGUGGUGUCACUGUAUUCCUCUGCGGAAUGGCUAUUGCAUUGCUUGGAUCAUAUUGUCAUGCUCCAACUAUGAUGCUCACGAACUUUAUGGCUACUCCAAUAGAGUUGAGUCUGAUUGUACCGUUUCUACGCUUCGGUGAAUUUAUGUCUGGCGGGCCUCAUUUCCCUUUAACAUCUGAUGCUUUAAAGAAAGUUCUUACCGGUCAAGCUUCACACGAGGUCAUAUUAAGUGUUGUCCAUGCGUUAUAUGGGUGGCUCGCUGCAUCACCUUUCAUUCUUGGAGCACUAUACAUAGUGUUUUUACCAUUGUUCAGAAUUCUAGUUCAGAAAUUCUCUAGUGUACCUUUAAGUCCAAAAAAGCCACUCCUUUCACACUCAGAGCUAAGGUUGAAGGUAAGAGAUGUUUGACAAAUAUAGUAACAAGGUCAUAAUGAUCAGUUAUGCACAUGUUCUUCAGUGGCACAUAUUGUACAUAUAAUUUUCAAAGACUUGUUCCUGUUUUUAAGCUGAGAUUCAUGUACCUUAUGUUGUAAAGUAUGUUGUGACAAAAAAUGUAGUAGAUUAUGUAACAAUUAAAACCAGGGAUUAUUCAAAGUUCAAACUCUUCUGAUAAGCAGGUUCAUAGAGAUAGAGGUAUAA
This is a messenger RNA of Medicago truncatula (barrel medic), 997 nucleotides long. RefSeq lists its product as uncharacterized. NCBI's taxonomy places the organism in Eukaryota, Viridiplantae, Streptophyta, Magnoliopsida, Fabales, Fabaceae. Bases 215 to 766 code for a protein of 183 amino acids. The transcript has 5 exons. Gene Ontology annotation, cellular component: intracellular membrane-bounded organelle. The record is from RefSeq and is a predicted model, not a curated record.